AUGUCACCACAAUAUUUCUUCCAAGAAGUAUCAUGGCCAUUAAUAACAAGGGCACUCAAGGAACAUUUAUCUUUUUUGGCACGACAUCGUGCUUCAGGCGAAAUCAUCGGUGCUAUUUUUGCUCAUGACAUUUAUAUGGCGCGUAAGGAACAUCCAUAUAAUGCUACUAGUUCUCCAGCAACAAUACCUUUUGUCGAUUUACUCGACGAAAUGGAUCAUAUUUUUGUUUGUCAAGACUUUGGCCAAGAAUUGAAGCCCAACAUGGUCUUACAAAUUACUACAGGUGCAACGCGAGCUGCUCAUUGUGGUAAAGGUGUGGCUAGUCGAUUGCGUGCAGCUAUGUGUGAUCAUGCUCGAGAUACAAAAGGAUUUCAAUAUGCACUUGUGCAGGUAUCGAAUCCGGCAACUCGUCAUAUCUAUACAAAAAAGAUGGGUGGGAAAGAAUUGACAAUCAUCGACCCAAGAACGUGGAUGUGGAAAAAGAAAGAUGAUGGAUUAUCACGUCCAUACAAGAAUUAUGAAGGUGGUUCUAUACCGAAUAUUCUUAUAAAGCUGACACCAGCCGAAGAGAAGUAA
Messenger RNA from Rotaria sp. Silwood2, 576 nucleotides. Lineage: Eukaryota; Metazoa; Rotifera; Eurotatoria; Philodinida; Philodinidae. The record is from the annotation of a GenBank genome assembly.